AUGAUAUCAUCGAGUACAUGGGUUCCAAGAGGUUAUGCCUCCGAGUUUCCGGAAAAAUACGAAUUGAACGAUGAAGAAAUGGAGAGAAUAAAUCAAAUGGCCAAUUUAGAAUUGAACGAUGCAAAAGAAGAUUUGGCAGAAGCACAGAAGACGUCAAAAUUAAAAGAACAAAUAGAAAUUGAUGAUGACUUAAAAGAAUACGAUUUGGAAAAUUAUGAUAAUGAUGAUAUUGAUGAAACGGGUGAAAAAAUCACAAUGUUUCCUGGUUUAUCGAAUACAAGUGCAAAAAUUCAUGAUAAUAAUGAUGCGGAAGAUGGAGAUGAUGAUGAAUCCAACGACGUAUAUUUAACUUUACCAAAUGAAAUCGACGAACAAGAGGAAAAAAAGGAGAAUCAAAUAUAUCCCACUGAUAAUCUUGUGUUGGCAACCAGAACCGAAGAUGAUAUCUCAUGGUUAGACAUAUAUAUUUACGAUGAUGGAGCAGGAGCCCCAAAUGGAGCAGAAGAAGAGGAAGAAGAUAAAUUAGAUGCUGACGUUGCAAAUGGAUUAUACAGAGACUCAACUUUAUAUGUGCAUCAUGAUAUAAUGUUGCCAGCAUUUCCAUUAUGUGUCGAGUGGAUAAAUUAUAUACCAGGACAAGGAUCUGAAGUUGAAGGAUCGAAUAUAGGAAAUUUUGCAGCAGUUGGUACUUUUGAUCCACAAAUUGAAUUAUGGAAUUUGGAUUAUGUUGAUAAAGCAUUUCCUGACGUGAUAUUGGGAGAUGCAUCAACCAUAAAUAAAAAGAAUAAAAAGAAGAAAAAAUCUGGUCAUGUAACAACCCAUCAUACUGAUGCUGUAUUAUCAUUAUCACACAAUAAAAUUCAUAGAUCAGUUUUGGCUUCAACUUCAGCAGAUACGACAGUCAAAUUAUGGGAUUUGAAUACAGAAACUGCUGUACGUUCAUUAAAUCAAAUACAUCAUGGUAAAACCGUAUCCUCAUCACAGUGGCAUUCUCACGAAGCUUCAAUUUUAUUGACUGGUGGGUAUGAUUCUAAAGCAGCUAUAUCAGAUGUGAGGAUAUCUGACGAAUCACAAAUGUCAAAAUAUUAUUCAGUUGCAAAAGGUGAAGAAGUAGAAAAUAUAAGGUGGGGCUCGAAGCCAGACAUAUUUUACGUUGGUACAGAUCAAGGUAAUGUAUAUUGUUUCGACAUCAAAAAUGAAUCUAAACCAUUGUGGACUUUGCAUGCUCAUGAUGCUGGAAUAUCUUCCUUAAAUAUUAAUAAUUAUAUAUCAGGCAUGCUAGUAACGAGUGCGAUGGGUGAUAAAUCAAUAAAAUUAUGGAAAGCACCAGAAACAAAUGUUGGUAGUGGACCAACAAUGAUAUUGUCUCGUGAUUUCGGUGUAGGUAAUGUUUUAACCACUUCAUACGCUAAUGAUAUUGAAGUAGCUGGUAAUUUAGUUAUAGGUGGUGUUACAAGUGGAUUAAAAAUGUGGGAUACCUUUUCAAAUAGGUCAGUUAAAAAUGGAUUCAAAGAUGGGUUAAGAAAUUUACAAAUAAAAGCAAGAGAAGAAGCUAAAUUAUCCGGUCGUGCCUCAAGAAUUGCUAGAAAAUAUCAACAAGAUCUGACUGACGCUAUACUAGAAGCUGAAGGUGGAAAAGAUGACGAGUCAGAAGAAGAAGAUGAUGAAGAGGAGGGAGAGUUUGAAGAUGAAGAAUAA
Molecule: messenger RNA, 1698 nt
Organism: Lodderomyces pseudojiufengensis
Lineage: Eukaryota; Fungi; Ascomycota; Pichiomycetes; Serinales; Debaryomycetaceae
Gene: PWP1
Product: rRNA-processing protein
Exons: 1
Coding region: 1-1698 (565 amino acids)
Biological process (GO): rRNA processing
Cellular component (GO): nucleus
Molecular function (GO): protein binding
Source: RefSeq, a predicted model, not a curated record